Aureobasidium subglaciale EXF-2481 is the source of this 1959-nucleotide messenger RNA. RefSeq lists its product as uncharacterized. Gene Ontology annotation, biological process: L-arginine biosynthetic process. The transcript has 2 exons. Lineage: Eukaryota; Fungi; Ascomycota; Dothideomycetes; Dothideales; Saccotheciaceae. Gene Ontology annotation, molecular function: L-glutamate N-acetyltransferase activity, acting on acetyl-CoA as donor; arginine binding. The coding region runs from base 1 to 1959 and encodes 652 amino acids. Gene Ontology annotation, cellular component: mitochondrial matrix. The record is from RefSeq and is a predicted model, not a curated record.
AUGGCAACAUGCCUCCAGACACUUCGAAGCAGAGUGCGCCCUGACACCUUGAAGUGUUUGCAACGUGAUUUUGGCUCGCUCGCUGCCAAUCGCUCAAACCACGGCAAUAACAAUAACAACAAUAGCAACGGGGAGAAGAGGGACAAGCUGGAACAUCUGGACUUCUUCUUCGACGUGCUUAACGCAAGCGCUACGCGCAGAGACGCCAAACAAUACCUGGCCCGCUUCAAACCCACAAUCGACAAGCUCAAGAAACCACUCGUCAUUCACGAUGCAAAGGAAGAAAAGCAACAAUGGCAGCUUCAUCAGUCUGGUGUGAAUCUCGGACAACUAUACCUCCCUACACAAGCCGCUGCAGCCACACCGACAUUCUCACAACAUGUGGAGCAAGAAGCACUAGUUCAAAGAGGCGCUGGAGAGAUACACGUUGCUCUAGUCUGUCUGAGAGCUCCUCAUCUAAUCGACGACGAGACUCUAGACGGUAUUGCACUGACCAUGGCUCAAUUGGUCCGCCUCGAAAUGCAGAUCGUUCUCGUACUCAACUGUGAGGAUGAGGUCGUACAAAAGGAUGAGUCAUAUAAAGACGUAUAUCGACGACAAGGAGGCAGAAUUGUCGCUGCAUUAGAGCAACACAACAACGAAGGCGCUCGGUAUGUUGAUGCUGCGCUUAACGUCACCAGCCAGGAGCCCAUGCCAGCCUCGCGUCCAAAAGUUUUGGGAGCUGUGGAGCUUGGUGUACCCAGACUUAUAACAGAGCCGUUGAAGCGAAGUGCCAUUCCGGUCAUACCAGCUAUUGCUUAUGACUCGACUUGCAAGGUUCAGAACGUCUCUGUCGGCGGUGUUAUGCUGGCCUUAACACGCGCCUUGUCUGGGUUGGCAGCAGUCUCUGAUCCGACAGAUAAGCUGCUCGAGGACACUUCAGUGGACAGAAUAAUCAUGCUUGAUCCUCUAGGCGGUCUGCCUACCGAGACUCGACAGGACAAGGCCCACGUCUUUGUCAAUCUCGAGCAGGAAUACGACAUGAUUCGCGACGAGAUCCAGUCCUGUGGCAAGAGUUCGCACCAUCUCGAUACACUCAGUCUAGUCCGAGAUUGUCUGGCUUUGCUUCCUCCUGCUUCUUCAGCCUUGCUCAUAUCUCCUGAGGAGGCAGCCAUCUCUUCGCACCACUCUCGUAAGGAUCCAGCCAUUGGUAUCACGACUCGCCGACAGAAGAAUCCUCUGAUCCACAAUCUGCUCACCAACAAACCACUCAUUUCAUCUUCUCUACCCGCCGCUCGCCUUCCUACAAACGAGGUCGUACCCUCCAUGUCGUCCGAAAGUCCCACUCGAUCUACCCUCGUAAAGCGUGGUAUGCCUCUGAUGAUCGUACCGGACCUCAGAAAAACAGCCUGGACACCACCCACGCCCGGUCAACCCACAAUAGCCCUGGACAACCACCCAGACAUCAACUUCCCUCGCUUGGUUGCCUUGAUUGAAGACUCCUUCCGCAGACCUCUGGAUGCCCAGCACUAUCUAAACCGCAUCAAGAACCGUGUCGCAGGCGUCAUAAUCGCAGGGGAAUACGAAGGUGGUGCCAUCCUGACCUGGGAAGAGCCUCGCACCCUCGCCACCAAAAGCUCAGGAGGAAACGUAGAGCCCGGCCGCCUAGUGCCCUAUCUCGACAAAUUCGCCGUGCUCCAACGCUCUCAAGGCAGUUCAGGGGUGGCGGACAUAGUGUUCCAAGCUAUGGUGCGUAGUUGCUUCCCUGAUGGCGUGUGUUGGCGCUCGCGCUCCAACAAUCCAGUAAACAAGUGGUACUUCGAACGAUCGAGGGGAACAUGGCAUUUGCAAGAUACGCAGUGGACUAUGUUUUGGACGAACUCAGAUCUCGUGGCGGAUCAGGAGAGAUGGGAGGAUUAUGUCUCGGUGUGUAGGAACAUUGAACCUAGUUGGGCUGAUAACAAGGCCAAGCCGGAUUGA